Vidua macroura (Pin-tailed whydah) is the source of this 1609-nucleotide messenger RNA. RefSeq lists its product as uncharacterized. The transcript has 3 exons. Bases 699 to 1310 code for a protein of 203 amino acids. The record is from RefSeq and is a predicted model, not a curated record. NCBI's taxonomy places the organism in Eukaryota, Metazoa, Chordata, Aves, Passeriformes, Viduidae.
CAAAGCCCUGCUCUGGGACAGCUGCUGUGCUUCAGUCCCCCUCAGCUGGCCGCACUUCCAGAGGAUCCCCACAGCUCCUCCUGCUCAUCCCAUCCAUGUUAUCCCAAAGGAUUUGGCAAGGAACUGCAGCAUCCCAGCUCUGGGAAAAGCAAAACUUCUGACCAUGGAGAGAAGGCAACAAGAGUUGGGAGACCUUUGGAGAGGGGAUUGGGAGACCCUUGGAGAGGGAAUUUGGGAGACCUUUGGAGAUGGGAUUUGUUGUUCUUUUCUCUGUUUUCCUGGGAAUGCCAGAACUGGAGCAGAUUAGAGCAGAUGUUAAAUUAAUCAGUGACAGGGAAUAUCUACUGCUAAAUGUGUCUAAUUUUUAUAUAUGGAUAAAAAAUAAGCAGGAAAAAAAAAAUGGACUGCACAGAUCCACAAGAAACAGCCUAAAACCGACAACAGAGCUCCAAAAAAAAAAAAAAAAAAAAAAAAAGGGAAUGUUUUGGAAACAAGAACAGCUGUACGGGGGAUGGAUUGAAUUGCAGGAAUCAACUGUGAUGAAGGCAGCCAAAAUUCCAGCCCCAAACACUGCUCCCCUCACUCAUCUCUUGGGCGUGGGCCCUGCCAGCUCCAGGGAGGGCAGGAAAUCAGGAGAAUCAGGAGGAAUUGGAGAUGAAAGGCGCCAUGGGAUGAACGGGAACAGUAAUUAGGUGCUGAUGGAUAUCGGCUCAGGGGGUGGAGAGGCCAGGGCUGAUUUGGAUCCCGGCGAGAGCUGGCCGGGACUUAAAGAGAGCCUGGGAGGAACAGGGGAGCAGAGCUUCUGCCCACCAUGGGACACUCCAGGGAGUGGACAACCCCUGGAACACACGGAACCGACGCCAGCAGCCCUCGAGGACGCUGUGGAGCCGAGGCAGAGCCCUGGGACAAGGCAGGAGCCGGCUGACCCCAGGAAUGCUGCCCGACCCCCCGGCCCCGAGGAGCCCAUCCCCAGCAGGGAUGCUCAGCCAGCGGUGAAGGACCCCAGCCCCACCAACUCCCCGCCGUGGCCAGAAGCUCCUGAGGAAUGCCCAGCCCGGCCCAGCACCCUGGACUUGUGCAGCUCCCUGAGGAAGCAGCAGUGGGGCACUGACUGGGCAGCGGUCAAGGAGAACGGAGUGGAGGCCACGCCGGCAACCGGCACGGCCACGGCCAGCAGCGAGGAGCGCUGGGCCCUGCAGUCGGAGCUGGGCAAGUGCAUCGAGGAAUUCCGCAGGAUCCGGAUCCCGGCCACCUUUCCCAACAAAAAGCGGCAGUGGCAGAGCGAGCUGCUGAGGAAGUACCAGCUCUGAGAGCAGAUCCCAGCUCCCACUCCAGGGAAGGAGCUCUCCAGGCUGGUGGGGGCUGUUCCAGCAGUGGCAUGGGUUGUCCAUGCUCCCCAAACGAGGAGCAGAGGUGGCUCGUGAAGCCCACGCAGAUGUUGGAAGGUUCACAAGUCUGUCCCCACCACGGUCAUGGAGGGGAUGUUCCACAUCCUCAGUGGCACAGGCACAGCUGGAGCAGGUAGGACAAGAAAGGAUGUCCAGGGUGUUGUUCAGGACCAGCAGAAAUCCCCACAUUUCUGAAUUUCCCUGGCAUUUCAAACAAUAAA